Saccostrea cuccullata (small rock oyster) is the source of this 1722-nucleotide messenger RNA. RefSeq lists its product as uncharacterized. NCBI's taxonomy places the organism in Eukaryota, Metazoa, Mollusca, Bivalvia, Ostreida, Ostreidae. Gene Ontology annotation, molecular function: Notch binding; calcium ion binding. The record is from RefSeq and is a predicted model, not a curated record. Bases 1 to 1722 code for a protein of 573 amino acids. The transcript has 13 exons.
AUGACGGCGUCCAAACAAGCACGCCCUGAAGAGCAAAGGAAUUUUGGGGAUAAACGGAGACUGCGAUACACAUAUCGUGUGACGUUUGGAGGGGGUUAUGGGCCUUGUGGAUCAGCAUGUUCAUACACAGACAUCGGAAAGAAGACAAAGGCGGGAAAACCUUUCAACGAAACAAACUGGGCAUGCGUAGGAUGUUCAAACCAAUUUACCGGAAGUGACUUAAAUUACGUAGUCACUGCAAUUGGAGAAAAUCCCAAAUGGGAACAGGGAGAGAAUGUUUUUGAACAAAGUAUUAAAGACGCCAGAUUCAUAAUGUCAAUGAUUAUUUCAUCUAUUCUAAGUAACACCAACAGAACAGUUUUAUCAACAACUGUUGAUACCCGUGUUCGAAAUGACACUCGGAGUAUAAAUUCCAGUCCGAUUGCAGCUCUACCACCAUAUACUGGAAUUCCUUUUGGGUGUGUCUCCAACAUUACACUUCCUGUUAUAGACCCCGACAAUGACGUCAUUAAAUGUCGCUGGGCAACGAGCGCAGAAUGUGGUCAAGCCUGCACUAAUCUACCUGAAGCAUACAUAAACGAAAAUUCUUGUAGCAUACACAUAAAUGCAUCAAAACAAGCAGGAUAUAAGACAGGACUCCGAUAUUGUGUAGCAGUAACAGUCGAGGAUUUUCCAAGAUUUCCAAUCGAACUCUCUUCUCACAUUCUCUUCCCGAAUCAACCAGUCAGUAGCGUGCCUCUCCAGUUCUUUAUAGACGUUGUUUCGUCAAGCUCAGGUUGUAAAUCCAUCAUUACCUUUGGGAACAAGAACGUUCCAGACAACACACCUGCGUCUUACAGCUUUUUGGAUUUUCACAAGCAUGUCGAAUUUGUAUUUCCAGUUUACUUAUCUUCCACAGGGCACAAUGCAACAUUUGUACAGAGUUUUACACAACACAUCAACACUACAACUAUUAGUAACCAUUCAGGAAGACAUCAUACUUUGGAAUUAUAUUCAAAAUGGCGACCAAUUCCACAACAACUCGGCGAGAAUCUUUUGUGUGUUUGGGGGAAGGAUGAUGAAGGAGUGACUACGAGAAAACAAUGCAUCUUGGGACUUAUUGCUGACUUUGACGAGUGUGUUUCCAAUCCCUGCCAUGGUUCUGGUACUUGUGUAAACCUUUAUAGAAGGUACGCAUGCGCAUGUCCACCUGGUCUCAAGGGCUCAACUUGUCAAGAAAAAAUAACAUGUGACCAAAACACGUGUCUAAAUAACGGAACAUGUUCUCUCAACUCGUCAUUCACCUGUCGGUGCAAACAUGGAUUUUUUGGAGACCUCUGUCAGUUUGAAGAACAACCCUGCUCAAGUUUUCCAUGUAAAAAUGGCGGGAAAUGCAGUCCGUCAUCCGGAUUAUACCGAUGUUUGUGUCCGAAAAAUUUCAAAGGAAACGACUGUGAGUUUACACCGACGGUCGAAGAACCUUAUGAUAUGAAGUUAUCGUUGACAAAAUUUCUAAGUAUACUCUUGGGAAGUGUAUGUUGUGCUUUGCUGCUUAUUGCGCUGUUUUUCUUUGUCUCCAAAAACAAAAGAGCUAGUUUGUCGUCAAAAGUAAGAGAUUUACAUUCAGUUGGAAACCAACAGGUGAAAGAGAUAGAAGAUACUGGGAAUAAAGUCAAGAAAAAGAAAACAAAUAGAAAGAGGAUUGAUAAAUCAUUAGGAAUUUGUUCUGCCCUGAAUUUCUGA